This is a messenger RNA of Styela clava, 2139 nucleotides long. RefSeq lists its product as uncharacterized. The record is from RefSeq and is a predicted model, not a curated record. NCBI's taxonomy places the organism in Eukaryota, Metazoa, Chordata, Ascidiacea, Stolidobranchia, Styelidae. Gene Ontology annotation, molecular function: GTPase activity; GTP binding.
UAUUUCGAUACAGAAUAUAUUUUAAAUAAAGUUUCUUUGGCGUGAUUUGUGUAUAGUAUAUUCACAUAUUUGAAACAAUAUUUCUACAAAAUGAAUGCGCCGGUUCUGCGUCGGCUGAAAAAAUCAUCAAGUACAGUUGGAAGUGUACCAACAUUCCGGAUAGUAGUGUUUGGACAAUCCGGAGUCGGGAAAACUGCAAUGAGUGUCCGGUUCGUCACAAAGAGAUUCAUUGGAGAAUAUGAUCCUACUUUAGAAAAUAUAUAUCAACAUUACGUUGUUGUUGGCGGAACUCCCGUUCUAUUUGAAAUUAUGGACACAGCUGGCCAGGAAGAAAAUGAGUUGAUGAUGGAGGAAAAAAUUCGAUGGGCAGAUGCUUUUAUUCUCGUGUAUGCUAUUAAUGAUCAGACAAGUUUCGAAGAACUUCCGAGGUUCAAAGUUACGAUCACGCACACGAUCGCGCAAAUGAGUCACCAACACAAGCAAGUACAACCAGAACCAGUCAUCACUAUUGUUGGAAAUAAAACAGACUUAGAGCCGGAUCGAAUGGUUGAUAGAUUACGUGGCGAAGGUCUUGCAAACAGUUUGAGAGGUGAUUUCCGAGAAAUAUCUGUACGAGACGGUCUGAACGACGUGAUCAGUGUUUUUGAAGAUACUUACGAAUUCUACAAAACUCGAAUGGCAGUAUUCCAUUCUUUGAACGACAGCAAUGGUUCUUUGAGAAAGAAAGGGAAAUCUUUCAAAUACGUUGACAGAAUACCAAGAAUGCAAGGAAAACGUCGAAACUAUAGUUAUAAUGACUUAUUACCACGUCAUCACGUCAUCAAUGACGUGAUCAGUGACAUUAUGACAAGUAAAAUUGAUGAAGAUGAAAUAUCUGAUAACUUUCCUAGUUCCGGGAACAACUCGCGAUUCUUUCACAGAUCUACUGCCUCACUACCAACUGAUGUCAUAGCCAGUAAUCCCGAAAAUGGUAGACCGCCCAUGAGAUCUCGCCGGAAUGCAGUAGUCGGGCUCACAAAUGGGAUACAUUUAAACAGUGACACGCAAUCUUCAGAUUCCGACCAGGACCGUAGACGUCAGAAGCUUAUAAAAUCAUCCCACUUAAGUGACGAUUCGCUCAAUGAUCGCCACAGGUCCUCGGUGACAAGAGCCCGUACUUUAAGAAUAUAUGACUCUAACAACAACAGUGAGAUGGGCGCAAACAGACGGUGUAGGUCACAAGAGCACAUUGAUCUAAACAGGUCGAAUAGUAUGGUAGAAACUUUUACAAAACGCGCAAUUUCUUUUGACAUUUCAAAUAGACUAUCAAAACGUGUUUAGUAACUGAGCAAACCUUUUGAAAUUUUUACUUUGCGAAUUGUUUCUUGUUUCAUAUAAAGCCGACAACAUUUUACAAUAUCAUCAUAUUUUUAAUUAAAAACCUAUUGUACGUUGUCUAAAAGGAACUUCACCUUCAGAUGCUACUGGUUUCACAAACAUCGUCAGGAAACAACCCCUCCAUAGUAUCACCUAACGAUCAUAAAUCAUUGUUGAACAUUUCGCCCUACAAAAUUGUUAUAAUGUAGUGAAACGUUUCCCAAAAAUAAAGAUCAACUAACUUCCCUCAUUAUGUUCCUCAACGUGUUCUUUAACAAUGUAUAAUAGGUGUGUGUAGUGACAAAUGUCUUUUGGCUUUACUCAAAAAUUGCGAUUCAAAUUUUGGUAUAGGGUAAAUUUGUUGAAAGUAAUAUCGACAGUUUCAAUUGAACUUCAUCUUCCUGGAAACCUUCUAUUUUUUAUUGGUAGCUACUGUGAAGUAAAAUUUUGUAAUAAGUGUUUUAAAAAGAAUCGUGUUAUGUUCUUGGAUUUAUCACAAUAAUUUCGGAUUCAUGUAUAUACUAAUGCAGGCAGUAUGCAUGUUGAUGAUUCUUGAACGCAAAUAACCGAAUUAAUUGGAAAAAGUACAAGCAAACACAUACAUCCAUGUUCAUUUAAAUUUUUCUGUUAAUAUUUCACAUGGCAAUCAAUUCCUGUUUAAAUUAGCCUAUUAUAUCGUACUUUACUUAAUUUAUUUCAUUUUCUAAUUGUUAUUUCUUAUUUGCUUUGUUUUAUUUAAUUUCUUGUUUAAUUAAAUUUGAAUAUAGAAAACCAAUAAGUCUA